This is a messenger RNA of Colletotrichum navitas, 2494 nucleotides long. RefSeq names its product YT521-B-like domain-containing protein. Gene Ontology annotation, molecular function: N6-methyladenosine-containing RNA reader activity; mRNA binding. NCBI's taxonomy places the organism in Eukaryota, Fungi, Ascomycota, Sordariomycetes, Glomerellales, Glomerellaceae. The record is from RefSeq and is a predicted model, not a curated record. Bases 274 to 2139 code for a protein of 621 amino acids. Gene Ontology annotation, biological process: regulation of alternative mRNA splicing, via spliceosome; mRNA splicing, via spliceosome. The transcript is spliced from 6 exons. Gene Ontology annotation, cellular component: nucleoplasm.
CCAGAGGAACCCCCCUUUCCAAAGGCUGUGCAAACUAGCCACAUUGUCCACAACGUGGGCAUUCGAUCCUGCGCAGCAAAUAGCUCAAUCUCUCUGUGUGUGGCGCCUAGAAUCACACACCCGCCAUAUUCUACUCCAUCCGUCAUUCUCUUGCCGUCCGGGCUUGCUCUGCUGGAACUUGUCAAUUCAGAACUCUUGAGGCUUGGACUAGUGCUUCGCCAAAGUUUGUGGACGGCAUAAACUCCGACCCAAGGUCACUUCACCACGUUACCAAUGGGAGAUGUUCAAUCCCCCUCCGGCGCUCCCGAGUAUCCUAUCGUGGAUUCUCAUCAAGUUCCGAACGCUCACCAGCAGUACGCCCCCCCACAGCAGCAUGCCUUCUCCUCCCAGCUGGACAUGGCACAGCAACCCGCAGCCGGCCGCCCCGGCGCCUUCAGCAUGAACGGUAUGGCGAACGCGCUGCCACAGGCUGCCAUGAGACACAAUCUCUACGCGCCCGGCGGCCAACAGCAGCAUCAGCAGCAGCGGUUCAGCCCCGCAACAUCCUCGCCGUCUAUGAUGCCGCAGAUGCCUCAGAUGGCUCCCCAGUACUCUGGCCAAGCCGCGAUGCCCAUGGGGAAUCCGCACUACUACAUGCCACAACAUCCGCAUAUGCAGCACUACUAUGUCAACCAGCUUUCCCCGAGCCAGCAACCAACUCGACCGAACAUGGGAUACUACCCGAACCAGAUGAUUAUGAACCACCCGCAAAGCGGUCACAUAUCCCAAGGAUACUACUAUUCUCCGGCCGGUCACUAUGCUCAGGGUCAAGCCAUCCCGAACUCAAUGGUGUCCGCGCAGUACAUGGGAGGGAAUAUGGCACAUAGUGACCCAAGAGGCAUGCCGCAAGUUUCGAACGGGGUUGAUCCCAAUAGCGCACAUGUUCCUUCAAGCCACAAGCCCAGCGAAACGGAUGACGGCCGGUCCGGUAUCGUUCGAGGGCCGCCGCGAAAGCCGCGUCAAAGUGGCCACGCGAUUUGGAUCGGAAACCUCCCACCCCAGACCGACUUGAUGCACCUAGUUCACCAUGUGUGCAAGGAAGCGAACGGCCUCGAGUCCCUAUUCCUGAUAUCGAAGAGCAACUGCGCGUUCGCAAACUUCAAAGACGAGCACACUUGUAUGACGGCCCAGCAGAAACUACACGACUCCAAGUUCCAGUCCGUACGUCUAGUCAGCCGCCUGCGCAAGAGCACCGUCGAAGGCGCAACUGGUGUUACGGCACCUACUGGUCCAGCAGCAUCGUCUGGGUCGCAAACUCCUCACGAUGCCACACCGCAGCUUGCAGACAAGGAGAACGCGUCAGAAGAGGCAACGUCCGAAACGAACGAGGCCAAAACAGUUACCACCGCCGUAGAGACGGCAUCCCAGAAGGACAAAUUUUUCAUCCUGAAGAGUUUGACAGUGGAGGAUUUGGAGCUCAGUGUCAGAACAGGCAUUUGGGCAACCCAGUCUCACAACGAAGAAACUCUCAAUUCUGCCUUCAAUGCGGUUGAUAACGUGUAUCUUGUCUUUUCUGCGAAUAAAUCGGGAGAAUACUUUGGAUAUGCAAGAAUGACUUCUCAGAUCAACGAAGACCCGGAUGCCGCGAUCGAGUUUGCUCCUAAGGCACAUUCUGUGGACGAUGUUGAUUUGCCCAAGGCGAUCCCAACUGAACCCACGGAAUUUGCACCCAAGGGCAGAAUUAUCGACGAUUCGUCGAGAGGAACAAUCUUCUGGGAAGCAGAACGCGAGGAGGGAGACAGCGGGGAUGAAGAGGAGGAGAACGAAGUGGACCAGAGCGACGUGAGCAGCCGGAAGAGCGGGAACCAGGAAGUGGAUGGCACCACGAAGGCUUGGGGUAAGCCGUUCAAGCUCGAAUGGCUGUCGACCGCACGCCUGCCCUUCUACCGAACCAGAGGGCUGAGAAACCCCUGGAACUCGAACCGGGAAGUCAAGAUUGCAAGAGACGGUACGGAGCUGGAGCCAUCGGUUGGGAGGAGGUUGAUUGGACUCUUCAACAGGGUGCAAAGUCCCGGGCCUGGAUCUGGGCCGGCUGCCAUGCGCCCCGGUAUGGCCAUGAUUGCAGGCUACCCCCCCAUGAGGCCACAGUACCAGCAAUAAGCCGAAUCAAGAUGAUCUCGUUAUGCGGGUGAUACGACUCUGAAGCAUUUUCUCCUGGUUAUCAGGCUUAUCUGGGUUCGGCUCUUGAAGGUUGAGAAAGGGUUGUUCAUAUUACUUGGGUAAUGGGCGCGUAGAGGCUAUGGCAAUCGAUACUCAUAUAUGGCUAUCUGGACAUUGGUUCUCACCGUACCUAAUCUGAUUGUAAUUCUGUGUGAGAGCUCCAUCUACACCUUUCAUAAUGCAAAAAGUGCGGGGGCGUUGUUUGGCUUAGCGCGUGUUUUCUACCGGUUCCGGACUUACCAGCCAGUCUUUACACAGAUCUGCUGAUACAGGCGAAGACGUUUGGGAACCAGUU